AUGUCGUUUUUAAGAAGAGUUUGGAGUGCUAUCAGCAAGCCAGACGAGAUUUGGAAGGCGAGAAAUCGAUUCUAUGAAGCCAAUUCGCUAAAUGAUCCAAGUCGGUCAAGACGAACCGUCCAGUACUACAAGGAAGACGCAGUUUGGCAGUACAUUGGUGGUGGGAAGAGACUUCCAGCACAAUGGUCAUCGUGGCUGUCGCAUACGCGGCCCAAUCCUCCGACGCUCGAAGAACUCCAAAUGGACAUUGCACGCCGGGAGCGUGUUUUACGAAAUGCGCAACUCAUAGAAGCGAAGGACCGCGAGGAAAGUGAACAGCUUGCUAGGUUGCGGAAUGCAGAGCACGCAGCGUUGAUGGCUGCGCCCCACUCAGCUAAGGCAGCUGCUUCGGCUCCCGCACCGAAUGCAGCACACUCACCGGGCGCCGCCCCGCCGACAGCACAACCAUCAUCUCCCUUGCCGGAGAUAAAUAAAGCACAGGCGAGCGAAGCAGAGGCUUGGGCACCGCAUGCUAGGGUGAGAGGGAAAUAGAAGUGUGCGACUUGCGUGCGAUGUUCAUACCUGCGAGAAAUGUGCGACUUCCGUGAGACGUUCAUUUCC
Messenger RNA from Laccaria bicolor S238N-H82, 600 nucleotides. RefSeq lists its product as uncharacterized. The transcript has 6 exons. Gene Ontology annotation, cellular component: membrane. The record is from RefSeq and is a predicted model, not a curated record. Lineage: Eukaryota; Fungi; Basidiomycota; Agaricomycetes; Agaricales; Hydnangiaceae. Gene Ontology annotation, biological process: mitochondrial respiratory chain complex I assembly. Bases 1 to 531 code for a protein of 176 amino acids.